Messenger RNA from Alternaria hordeiaustralica, 3057 nucleotides. RefSeq lists its product as uncharacterized. Gene Ontology annotation, molecular function: chromatin binding; transcription coactivator activity. The record is from RefSeq and is a predicted model, not a curated record. Gene Ontology annotation, cellular component: SAGA-type complex; nucleus. Bases 1 to 3057 code for a protein of 1018 amino acids. The transcript has 2 exons. Gene Ontology annotation, biological process: regulation of transcription by RNA polymerase II; chromatin remodeling. Lineage: Eukaryota; Fungi; Ascomycota; Dothideomycetes; Pleosporales; Pleosporaceae.
AUGGCAAAGAAGAAGAAAAGCAGCAAGAAACCGGUGGAGCCUGUUGCUCCACCUGACAACGUGCCAACGAAUGCUGCGGAACCAAUUCCUGAUGCGCCUGAAGCUCCAUUGACAGCAGAGGAAUCAGCCACAGAAGCAGAGUCCGGGGAGCAGUCCAUGCCAACCGCUUCCGAAGUGGAGCCCGACGAGGGUACGGUUCCCACGCUGGUGGAAGAGUCCACAUCUGCACCCUCACAACACCCUGAGACCAUAGAGACUAUACCAGACGAGGCUACAGAGGCACCGGCCACUGAGAUCACACCUGCUGCAGAGCUAGAUCCACCUAUGGGGGAAGAGCAGGAAUCUGGGUCGCCAGCGGAUACUACCGAGGCCGUGGAGUCAGAGAUUGCCGGGCAAAGCGCUGAAGACAUGCAUCAUACUACAGCAGAAGAUGAAGAGUCAUCGGUUAUUUGGGUUGGAGACGCGCACGACCCAGAACCCGAUGCAGAGCAGCAAAAUCCUCCGGAGGAACAGCAGCCCCUACAACUAGACGAAGAGUCCACACCCCAGCCAGACCCUACUCCAACUCAAGAUUCUAUUGAACCAGCAGACACGCCGGUUGAAGACACACUCCCGCCACAAGAAUCUACAGCGGAGCUAGCGCCUGAAGCAGAACCUGAAGUAAUUACUACCACCGCGGAAGAAGCUAUCGAAUCGAUAGACCAGAUGGAUGGCGGUCUUAAUGAGAACGGAGCUGAGCAAGAUCUGGCGGAGAUAGUCGAGGUGCCAGAGGCACCAGGGGCACCAGAGAUAAUGGAAGCACCUGAAGUACCAGAGGCGCCGGAAGUGCCAGAGGUACCCGAAGCUCCAGACACACCCACAGUACCAGAAGCUCCAGAGGCUCCAGAGGCUCCAGAAGCUCCAGAGGCUCCAGAGGCUCCAGAGGCUCCAGAGGCUCCAGAGGCACCUGAAGUGCCAGAAUCACUAGAGGUACCUGAAGCUCCCGAAGCUACCGAAGCUACCGAAGCGCCGGAAGCACCAGAGGUAUCACAACCGCCAGAAGCUGUCGAAGCGCUAGAAGUACCAGACGCACCCGAAGCACCCGAAGCACCAGGGGUAUCAGAGGAACCAGAAGUCCUAGAAGCGCCAGAGGCUCCCGAAGUACCUGAGGUACCAGAAGCGCCUGAAGUACCAGAAGCACCGGAAGUACCAGAAGCACCGGAAGUAUCAGAAGCACCGGAAGUACCAGAAGCGCCAGAAGCGCCAGAGGCCCCCGCUGCACCUCUGGCUCCAUCAGUGGUGUCAGCUGGGAGUGAUGAGGACGACAUCAUCGAAGCUUUUACAGUCGAGGAUCUAUCAGCACCAGAACCAGAGCCUGAGGCCGCUCCAAUAGCAGUCGAACGGUCGGUGGACGUCGGGCUACCAGAUGCGCCUGUCGAAGGAAUAUCAGCAUCAGAAGCCCCUGAGACAAUCACACAGCCUGAGUCUAUUCCCGAGACUUCGUCUACAGAUGCCCACGUUGAGCCGAUAGAAGAGCUCGUCGUAGCUGCCCAAGACGAAGUACCCAGACAGCAUGCCGACCGAGAGCAAGAGCGGCUUGAGGCCGGAGCAGCGGCCGCGGCUGAGGCUCAAAAAUCUGCCUCGCUAGCGCAGGCCGCCCAAUCCCAGGAAGACUCACAGCGAGAAGAACUGAAGAGAUUGGAGCAAGAAGCAAUCGAGCACGAGAGGUUAGCGAAGGAGGCCGAGGCCAACAGACUACUAGAGGAGCGACGCGCAAGAGAGGCCCAAGAAGAGCUGGAAGCUGCCGAAGCCGUGAAACGGGCUCUGGAAACCAUGAGAGCCAAGAAGGAAGAGCAGCAUAAGGAGACCGAGAGGCUCGAACAAGAGCGACUGGCCCGUGAAAGGCUCGAGCAAGAGAAGUUAGAGCAGAUUGUCGAAGCGAGGAAGCUUCUGGCAUUAAUGGAAGAAGAACGGAGGGCCGCAGAGAUCCAAGAAGAGGCCGAAGCCGCUGCAGUCGCCGAAAAGGCUCGGAAAGAGAAGGAAGAGGUCGAAGCUGCUGCUGCUGCCGAACGUGCUCGACAAGAGAAGGAAGAACUCCGGCAGGAACAAUUACGACGUGAGAGAGCCGAAGAGGCUCGAAUUGCUAGGAAAGCCCGAGCAGCUGCGGAUGUCCUUGCGGAAGAGCAGAGAGAGGAAGCAGAACGGUUGGAACGGCUGGCCCAGGACGAGUCACGUGAGCAAGCCGAGAUACCCUUCAUCGCACGUCGAUCCAUGAUCGAAUCAGCACAGACUCACAACCAACUGCGUGCUAGGGAGGACCUGCUUCGUCGGCAAACUGCUGAGCAAGAGCAGAAACUCCGCGCAAAGGAUGGUGAGAUUGGUGAGCUGAAGCAGAAGAUUCGCAACUUGGAAGACAGGCAUUCAGCCGAGGCAACCAGACUACACUUUCAGAUCGGGAAUCUGGAAGAGCAAGUCAGAGAGCUCCGAGAGCUGAUUGCUGAAACCAAGAAAGCUAGAAGAGACGCCGAAGAGACCAAGUUGGUACUGGAUGCAGCCAUGAGGUCGUGGGAGGACAGAUACAAAGAGCUGGAAGAUGUGCAUCGCACGCUGGAGAGGACCUCUGCCGAGGAGAGGGAAAGAGCAUGGAGAGAUUUCGACGAAUGGAAGGAGGCCACGAACACGAAACACGAUGCGGAGAAGAUCGCCCUUGCUAUCCAAUUCGACAAGAAGCUGAAGCAAGCUGGGCAGGAUGCUGCCGAGGCGGCUGAGCUCAGGGCUCAGCUUCAAGCAGCUCUUGACCGAGAGCAAGAACUCAUCAGGGAGCGCGACGAUCUUCAGAAGAUGCGAGAAGACUCAGAUCGCCGGGCUGGGGAAGAAGCAGCGAGAGCCGAUCAACUGGCGAGAGAGAAGGAUGAGCUGAUGAACUCGUUCGACCAACUCAGAGCCGAGAGUCAGAGGGAGAAGGAGGUCAUCAGAAGCGUUGCCAGCAACCUCGAGUCGGAGAAGUCUAGACUUGAGAAGAUGAUGGAAUGCUAUGGUGACAUCGCCGAGAUCAAGAGCAAGGGCGACAGCUACUAG